AUGGCUAGAUCGUUCCAGUUCAACACCUGCCAUACACCGACCUUAUCACCUUCCUUGACGGUUGUACCAGCGCACGCAGAGAUUUUGAUACUACCCAGUACUUUUGCAUCCUUGCCGACAAACGUGAUGGAUUUGUUCUUGAGCGUAGGCUCAUUGCAUGCCCAAAAGGGCAGACGAUCCCUCUUGCAGAUCGAUGAGUUCGAUGAAGGCGUUGACCUUAAAGGAUGGAAGGUUGGCGUACUGGCAAAUCUUGCCAAAAUGACAGUCAUGAACAAGACGAUUGUGAACAAGACGAUUGUGAACAAGACGAUUGUGAACAAAAACGCUGCAAAUGAAUUGCUCAAGGACUUUGAUUUUCAGCGGCCCCUCGCACCUAAUGCGCCAAACAAAGAAAAGGACGUCAAGAUGGAGGCAGGAGAAUAUUCAAUCAAUAGAUUGUUUGCCUCAAUCGACACAUUUUCUUUGGAAGCACGGACAUACAUUCCAGACUUUACAGGUGAUGGCCUGUCAGAUCUGAUUGAGAUCAGCAAUGUGCAAUUCAUAUACUGGCAGAACAAAGACCAUGGCGCCUUUGAUGGUGCUGUUGUAAUGGGUAACUCUCCAAGUUUCUCGCAAUACGGAGACUUUGACCACGAUCGCUUGAGAUUGAUUGAUGUGGAUGGAACGGGGACCACAGACCUUCUCUACAUCCUCCCCGCAGGAGGGGCAAUGCUCUUCUACAAUCUCGCGGGCAAUUCUUGGGGUGACGCAAUUUAUAUUCCAAUGCUACCCGCUAUUACGGAACUAAACUCAGUGUUCAUGCUCGACAUUGAGGGUCGUGGCACAGCAAGCCUUUGCUGGCCAGAUACCUCUGCAUCCUCGAGCCUAAGUGAGAUCAGAUACAUCAGUCUGGUGGGGAAGAUCAAGCCCUUCCUUCUGGAAUCUUACAGUAAUGGCUUAGGUCAUUCGACGUCUGUCGCUUAUCGACCAUCGACUGAGUUUUAUCUCGAGGAUAUUGCAGCAGGACGACCAUGGACCACCAAAUUACCUUUUCCCGUGCAAGUAGUUACCACAACAGAAAUCAAGGAUGAAAUCUUGGGAAACUCACGACUUUGCAAAUACACUUACCGCAAUGGCUGCUACGAUCACUAUAAGAGUCAGUUUGCUGGAUUUGAGAUGGUCGAGCAGGUCGAACGCCAAUUGCUCAAUAUCGGGAACGGAGAGACAUACGGAAUCCCGGCUAGUCUUGUGAAGUCACGGUUCAAUCACACAAAAAACACUCUCUAUAUUGUGUAUCCGCGCGAGAAGGAGUUCAUCAAGAAAAUCAAACAUGACAUCAUCUCCACGAACCAGUCCCUGGGCAAUGUGUCUCACACACAAUUCUGGUUCACAAAUGAAGUCAUGGAAGAUCAAUACUUUCGGAACCCAGUGCCCUGGCACAUCGAAGAAGUUCGCAAGAUGGACGUGUCGACAUAUUCAGACAGUAAAAGAACGGAGCCUUGGGAAAUUUUAGAGGGCGAAGAACGCGCACUUUAUUUGCGCGCUGACUUUAGCGACACCUUGCUCCCAGGAAAAAUCGACGAAUAUUCAAUCUUAGACCAAUCGUCCGCCUUCGCAUACACUGAAAAGGCGGUGCAAAAGAUCGAAGAAGGUCUGCAAAAGUGCAAGACCAGACUGAAACCGUUACCUGUUCUUCAUGAUGACAGCUAUCAGCCUGUCACCAAAGAUACUGUGUCAGUAGCAGACUACCUUGAGUCACAGGGAUAUGUGAAGAUGGCUGGUGAGACUGGCGUAUCCUAUUGGGUUCCCUUGUCGAAAUCUCUUUUCAGUCUUUCAGCAACCGGUGUAGAGCAUUUACACGAAGCCCGGAAAUCCUUCUUCGUCUUGACGAUCCACGAAGAUGCAUGUAAAAAUCACUCUCAUGUCAAAAUGGAUACCGAGUACCUCUUAGUCGAGGCUGUUACGGGUGCAUGCGACAAUACUACAAAUUUCGAGAACGAUUAUGAGCAUCUCUGUCCGUUCAAACUUACAGACAUAAACUCAAAUUAUCAUCAAGUUGUGCUCGACACUUUGGGCAGGGUGAUUGUGAUCGAGUGGCACAUUAAACAAAAUGGUGGCGCCAAACGCUCAGUCCUUCGCACGCUGGCAAAGGGAAGUCUAGAAGCAGUGAAAUACCUUCCAAUCGUUGGUCCGGUCGUCCAAUUUGUAGGGCAACUUGCUCUGAAAUAUGAAGACAAGAAAUUCAAAGAACAGAAGCGCGCCAAUGAGAACGAAGCGCUCAUCCAACACGGCAUGAAGAUCGGAGAGGAGCGGGAAAAUGACAAGUGGCAAAAGGACGUUCUGAAGACGGUGAGCACAACAGCGGAAAAAGACAUGAAAAAUGUCAUGCUCAAUAAGCGCAUAUACGGGCGUGAGGGCCAGCCUGCUGUGCGUAAGAACAACAAUAUGAAUUACGGUCCCAAAGACGACGUGGCGCCCACCCAGUCACUACGUCGUGACUCGGUCAUUGGGCAAGCUGAACCAGAGGGUCAGGACAGCCUGGUCGUGGAGGACUUGGAUCGUCCCAGUAUAGCGCGUCGUCCAAAUGUUUCGUCAGAGGAUGGGCACAUCUUUAAUAUCAGCAAGGCAGCGAGACAGCGGCCGUUGGGCACGAGGGAGCAGAGUCUGUUUGGGCCAAAGCAAAAUCCGGGCAACAAAAUUAUGAAUAGCUAG
Bipolaris maydis ATCC 48331 is the source of this 2691-nucleotide messenger RNA. RefSeq names its product insecticide toxin TcdB middle/N-terminal region-domain-containing protein. The record is from RefSeq and is a predicted model, not a curated record. Lineage: Eukaryota; Fungi; Ascomycota; Dothideomycetes; Pleosporales; Pleosporaceae.